Diospyros lotus (date-plum) is the source of this 4513-nucleotide messenger RNA. Its product is annotated as putative disease resistance RPP13-like protein 1. The record is from RefSeq and is a predicted model, not a curated record. Lineage: Eukaryota; Viridiplantae; Streptophyta; Magnoliopsida; Ericales; Ebenaceae. The transcript has 4 exons. Gene Ontology annotation, molecular function: ADP binding. Gene Ontology annotation, biological process: defense response to other organism. The coding region runs from base 285 to 3626 and encodes 1113 amino acids.
UUUGGCAUCUCAUCUCACCCCAUCUAAUUGGCUUGUUGUUUACUCCUAUUGUUAGAGAGAGAGUGAUACUUGUUAUCUUUUUACAAUUUGAGAAUAGUUAUAAUUUUCUUAUUCUUUCUAGUGAGAUCUUUUUUUUACUUAUCAUGGAUGUAGUCUAUAUUAGAUGAAUCACAUAAAUUUUUGUGUUCAUUUUAUUUUUAAUUUAACUCAUUUCAACUAUUAGUUGCAAGUCAUGUAAGACCUAUCAUUUUCCAACAAGCUUUAAUUGGCAAAGACAAGAAGGCAUGGCCGAGCUUGUAGGUAGCGCCUUCCUCUCUGCUACUCUUCAGGUGCUGUUUGAUCGUUUGGCUUCUGGCGACGUCCUCAACUUCCUUUGUGGACGGAGAACUGUGGAACCAAAGCUUAAGGAGCUGCGCCGAAAAUUGCUUGUACUCGAUACAGUGCUCGAUGAUGCAGAGGCUAAGUAUUUCAAGAAAGAAGCAGUGAAGAAGUGGUUGGACGAGCUCAAAGAUGCUGUCUAUGAUGCGGAGGACUUAGUGGAUGAGAUCACCUAUCAAGCUUUGCGAUGCAAAGUGGAACAUGACUACCAAAGCUGCCCAAACCAGGUAACAGAGCCUAACCGAAUUCCUACAAUUUCAUUUGAUUUACGGAUGGAAUCGAAACUAGAGGAGAUGAUCCAUAGAUUAGAGGAUUUUGUGAAAGAAAAGGAUGCUCUUGGUUUGAGAGGCCGGGAUGGAGGGAAAUCGCAUGCGAGCAGGUUGCCAACAACUUCUUUGGUGGAUGAAACCUAUGCAUUUGGGAGAGAUUCGGAGAAGGAGGACAUAAUUAAUUUCUUGCUUUCAGACGAUGCAUGUGGUGACAAGAUAGGCGUAGUUCCAAUAGUGGGGAUGCCCGGAAUAGGGAAGACUACUCUCUCUCAAAUUGUGUACAAUGAUGCUACAGUGGAUCGACAUUUCGAAAUUAAGGCAUGGGUCUUUGUAUCUGAUGAUUUUGACAUUCCCCGGAUUUCCAAAUUGAUUCUUGACGGAAUCACUGGAACUCCUCACGAAACCGCGAGCUUGAAUCAAAUUCAAGUCAGCCUCAAGGAGAAGCUGCGUGGCAAGAAAUAUCUAAUUGUAAUGGAUGAUGUCUGGAAUGACAAUUAUGAGAUGUGGGAAAAAUUGAGGACACCCUUGAUAUCUGGGGCACGUGGAAGUAAGAUUAUCGCAACUACACGUAAUAAGAGUGUUGCAUAUAUCAUGCAAAAAAAUCCUGCUGUUCAUCUGAACUUGCGACUACUGUCAGAUGAAGAUUGCUUCUAUCUCUUCUCUAAAAUUGCUUUCACUCAUCCAAACCUUGAAAUGAUGCGUGGGGAUGUGGUGAAAAGGUGCAAGGGGUUGCCCCUGGCUGCAAAAACACUUGGGGGUUUGUUGCGUUCCAAAUUUGAUAUUGAGGAGUGGAAUGACGUCUUAAAGAGUGAUUUAUGGGAUUUGCCAGAAGAUAAGAAUAAUAUCCUUCCAGCCCUAAGAUUAAGUUAUUAUUAUCUGCCUUCUCAAGUAAAACAAUGCUUUGCUUAUUGUUCCGUAUUUCCUAAAGGUUGCAAAUUUCAGAAGGAAAUGCUAGUACUGAUUUGGAUGGCUCAAGGUUUUGUGCAAUCUAGAGGUGAAAAGACAAUGGAAAAGAUCGGUGGGGAGUGCUUCGAUGAACUUGUAUCAAGGUCAUUGUUCCAACAAUCCGAUCAUGAAGUAAACUCGAAACAAACCUAUUUUACAAUGCAUGACCUUGUUCAUGAUCUAGCACAAGCCAUAUCUGGACAGUUUUCUAUCCAGUUAGAAGACGACAAAAAGCUACAUGAUAUUCCCAAAAUAGUACGCCACGUUUCUUUUGAUCCAUCUGUCCUUGGCCCGUGGGAUUUUGAUUGGUUUAAGGCAUUAAAUGAGGCCAAAAGUCUAAGGACUUUUCUGCCAGUAAGUUUGGGAUUUGUCGGAAUCCACAGUAAGGGGAUGAAUAUGUUGCCACCACUACCUUACUUACGGACAUUAUCUUCCCUAAAUUUACCUGAUUUGAUUGAAAAUUUUACUAGUAUACGGUACUUGAAUCUAUCUUACUCAGCAAUUGAGGAGUUGCCGGACUCAAUUUGUAACUUACACAAUUUACAGACAUUAUUGCUAGCACAAUGUUUUUGGCUCACCACACUACCAUCAAAAAUUGGAAAACUAAUUUGUUUACGUCAUCUAGAUAUUAGCACUAAAAUACACUGGGGAGCAUCCACUAGCUUAAGGGAGAUGCCAAUGCAAAUUAGUCGACUAACAGGUCUCCAACAAUUAAGUAAUUACGUAUUGGGUAAAAAUGGUGGACUGGGUUUUGAAGGCCUUAAAGAACUCCAUCAUCUUCAAGGGUCACUAUGCAUUUCAAACUUGCAAAAUGUGACAAGUCCCAAGGAUGCAUUGGUCACCAAAUUAAAAGAGAGAGCGCUUCUCAAAGAAUUGCAUUUUAAUUGGUGUGGAGGAACCAAUGACUCAAGAUCUGUAAGAGAAUUGCUUGAGAAUCUGCAGCCUCAUACCAAUUUGACGAGACUCUCAAUAACGAUGUACGGGGGCACAACAUUUCCUGACUGGUUGGGAGAUCCCUCGUUCACUAAUUUGGUUACCUUAGCCCUUGAUAGUUGUGAGCAUUGCUUUAGCUUGCCCGCUCUUGGUCAACUGCCCUCUUUGCAAGAACUUGUUAUUGAUUCUAUGAAUGGAUUAAGAGAAGUGGGCCCUGAAUUCUAUGGGGAUGUUUCGGGCAAACCGUUUCAGUAUCUAAAGAAGCUAAAGUUUUUAAGAAUGUUUGAAUGGGAAGAAUGGUUUGUGUCUGAAACUGUAGAGUUCUCUCAGCUUCAAGAGCUCCAUAUAUCAGAUUGUCCCAAGCUAACGGGGACUCUACCUACUCGUAUUCCAUUUUUGCAGAAAUUUUCUAUAUACGGUUGCCCAAACGUUAUGCCUUUCUCUCCGUUACAAUUUUAUUUGAACCUUAAAGAAGUAAAGAUGUUGAAUUGGGCAAAACUUGAAAGUCUUUCCAUUUCAGACGAGCAUGAGCUUCAAAAUCUAAAAUUUAUCUCCCUUGAAGGCUGCGCAAAUAUGGUAUCUGUUGCUCAAGGAGGGUUACCAGCUCCCAAUAUUUGGUUUCUUGAAGUCCGUUCAUGCACACAACUGGAGUCCCUACCAGAAAGAAUGUGCAGCCUCCUUUCGUCCCUUUCAACAUUGACUAUCGAUGAUUGUCCAGAACUUGAGUCGUUUCCAGAAGGGGGUCUUCCCUCAAACUUAAGGACACUUAGAAUCGCGAAUUGCAAGAAACUUGUUGCUCGUAGGAGAGAGUGGGGUAUUCAAACACUCUCUUCCCUUCAAUUAUUUGAAAUUCGGGGUGAAGAACAGCUGGAAUCCUUUCCAGACGAGGGGCUGCUUCCCUCCAGUCUUACAAGGCUUAUAAUCCAUUAUCUACCAAAUCUAAAAUUGUUGAACGACACGGGCCUUCAACUCCUUGGCUCUCUUGAAUUACUGCAGAUUAUCUCCUGCCGUCAACUCCAGUCCCUGCCAAGAGAGGACCUUCCCAACUCUAUCCAUGAGCGAUUGAUCACUAAUUGCCCAUUGCUGGAAUCUCACGGAUAACUUACUGGAAAAAGGUCUUGAGAAUCCCAUUAUAUAUAUGUAUCUCAGAGGGAUUCAUUCCAUUGUGCGGCAAUCAAUUCAGAAGUGUUUUUAGCAUCUACGUGAAGGCAAUUGCACAAGGAAUAACAUCAUCAGGCGAGUUCAAACAUUAUUUUACAUAACAGUAAUUUGAAUUAGCUAAAUAAGCUAGGUUUCUUUUGUCAUGACCCGAGCUGGGAGGAAGCCUUAAUUGCCUUUGCAUCUUUAUCAUGCAAGUAAACAUUUUUUUCAUAGUGUUGAAGUAUGAAUGGACCGGAAAAACAAAAGACUCGGGAAAUGGAAGAAAGUGCUCGAGAAUCUGCAGCCUCAUACCAACUUGAAGAAUCUUGCAAUAUCCAAGUAUGGGGCACGAGCUUCCUAGCUAAUUGGUUGCAAGAUCCCUCGUUUGGGGCCUUCAACGCCUAGGUUGUCUUGAAACACUGGUAAUCAACUGCUAUGAACUCGAAGUCCUUGCCUGAAGAGGGCCUUCCUAUGCCCAUGGAUAAGCUCUUAGGUGUUAACCAAAGGGUCAAUGAAAGAUUGUUAUCGGGGGCGAGUCCAAUAAGACUGCAGUCAAGGGAUAGUGGUGUACGGAGACGCGUCUUAACUUCAAAUAUCAUAAUUAGUGAAUUAGUGAGGUUUAUAGUGAUGAGGAUUUGUUAUAUUUAUGGGAAUUUGAGCCUUUUAUUAUUUUGUAUGGCCAUCGAGCCUAGAGUCAUGAGAUUUUGAAAAUGUAUUUAAAUCUUAUUUAAAUUUUUGUUGUUAAAAAUGAAAUGAGUUAAGUUCAAUUUUGUUUUAUAUCAUCUCUGUAAUAACUUUUUUUCGAGUAUUCGAAAGUGGGUCUUACAUAAUGAAUUUAUUUUCUUCUU